UCAUCUACUCCUAUUUGGGGUGGGGAGAGGGGAAGUUUACUCUAAUGACUGCAUCCAAAGCUGGGGGGAAAGAGGGGCAAAAAGUGGAAGACAGUAUAUAGAAUUAUGAAAAGUCAGGGGGACAAAAAGUUUUGGGGGGAGCAACUGCCUCUCUCACCCCAUAGCAAAAUGAUACCACUGCUUUUCACCACAAUAUAAGUGGAGCCUCUGACUUUCUAGUAGUUCAGACAGGGCUUUGAAUAUUCAAGUGUAGUAGCUUUCCAGAUAUAGUUGGGCUGCCAGCCUGCAUUUGGCCCACCUGAGCUAGUCGAAAAACAUUUCUUUUACCAGAAGAUUUUUUAAAAAUAGUUUGUAUCAGUUAAAUAGGAGUGGGUGAUUUUCCCUGAUCUAUGGACUAGGACACCCCUGAAAAUACCCCAGAUGUCCCUGACGAUGUGACAGAACCACCAGGAAUUAGGGACCAGGACCUGGAGACUAAUUCACAGGCAGAACUGGAUUCUCUGCAACCAGAACAUGUUACCAAUGAUGGUGAGAUCAACAGCUGGGUGGAGAUGGAGCAGCCAAACUUCACGCUGGACCGAGUGGCUGAGACUGAGCUGGAGAAGAUGCGGCUGGAUAUGGAGCUGACUAUGCUGAAGUGUCAAUAUGAGGAGAAGGAAAAGCAGCGGCAGCACAAAGAGAAGAUGGAGCAGAUGCGCCUGCAGGCACCAUCUGGACAUGUAAGUUCAGGUGAAAGCGUAAACAGGGGGAGGCAUGACCCAGAUGUGUGCUCUCCACGUGGUCCCAGUUUAAAAUAUUUCCAAAUCUCCACAAAGAUUCAUUUCUUUGAGAAGACUUCCAUUCAGAAAAAUGGAGCAAGUGUUGCUAUUACAGCCCUGAUGGACAACCAUUCAGUAGGUAAACUGCUCCUCUUCCUUUCAGUAGCACACAUUGAGCAAGUACUGGUGAAUGGAAAGAACAUGGCCCUGCAAUAUCACACAUUUUUGCCCCUUUGUCCACAGCCUGCUGAAGGAUGCCUGGACCUCCUCAUGCCCCAGAACCAAUUUGCUUUGUUCCUGUAUUGCUUCAUCUUCAUACACGUUAUCUACACAGCAAGGGACCUGUUGCUCUUCUUUGUUAAGAAGCAUCACCUAUUCAUCAUUGUGGUUACCUUGUUAUAUUUAAUUAAAAAGCUCUGGGAUUAUUUGUGUUGCUCUCAGUUCUUCCUCUGA
This is a messenger RNA of Caretta caretta (loggerhead turtle), 1211 nucleotides long. The record is from RefSeq and is a predicted model, not a curated record. Lineage: Eukaryota; Metazoa; Chordata; Testudines; Cheloniidae.